AUGGGGAAUCUCUCUUCUGAAACUUGUGUUUCUUUUCAGACAAAUCUUCCCAUCUUCAAGCUGAAAGAAUCCACAGUCAGAAGAAGAUAUAGUGACUUUGAAUGGCUGAGGAAUGAACUAGAAAGAGAAAGCAAGGUUGUGGUACCACCGCUACCAGGAAAAGCUCUUCUCCGUCAGCUCCCAUUUCGAGGAGAUGAUGGUAUAUUUGAUGAUUCUUUUAUAGAGGAGCGGAAGCAGGCUCUUGAACAGUUCAUAAACAAGGUUGCUGGCCACCCCCUGGCACAGAACGAGCGCUGUCUUCACAUGUUCUUACAAGAUGAAGUAAUAGACAAAAACUACACACCAUCCAAAAUAAGACAUACUUGAGUUCUGAAACCAUCUUCUCGAAUGUUAGUGGUUCUCAUGCUUGGUUUUAAGAGGUUGUAGUUUGUCUUAGCAUGCUGAGGAUAAAUGGGCACAAAGCCUCCACUAACAUCAGUACACUGCUUGGUCUUUGCGUAUGCUUUAUAGCAUUAAAGAACUCACUUGUCUUUUAGCUGAAUCCUUCUGAAUUCUUGAUUUAAGAGUAUUAAACUGAGACCAUCCACCCCUUACAAUGUCUCACAAGCCUUUCCACCCUUAUUUGCAAUGACUUAACAAUGUUUACUGACUUGGCCUUACUUGAACUUGCACAGUUGUAGUGUCACGUGUGCACUUGUAUAUGACUAAACUGCUUUGCUAUUUCUGAGGUAGUCAUCUGUCUGAACUUCUGUAGAAAAACUGCUUUAAUUCAGAUACCCUGUAUGAGAAACACUUAUGCAAUUGUCUUCAUGCUUGUAAAACACUUUAUACUGAAGCAAUGAGGGAAUUAUCUUUAUAUUCUGUAAGAGGGAAAAAAAUCAGAUUUAUAUGCUAAAAUAACUUGUCUAAAGUUUUGAAAUAAAAGUGAAAAUGCACUUCAAAUGUUGUCACUCUUGA
This is a messenger RNA of Tinamus guttatus (white-throated tinamou), 957 nucleotides long. NCBI's taxonomy places the organism in Eukaryota, Metazoa, Chordata, Aves, Tinamiformes, Tinamidae. The record is from RefSeq and is a predicted model, not a curated record.